AAAUUCAUCUUAAAUUCUGUGCAAGCCCUAAGAAGUAACAGAGAAAAGAAAACAAAGAGGAAACGAGCAUUGAGUAGGUCUGCAAUUCCGCUUCCUUCUCUGUCGUCAAAAUGAGUACUAUGAAAUUUUGCCGCGAAUGCAACAACAUUCUGUACCCUAAGGAAGACAGAGAACAGAAGAUUCUUCUCUACGCAUGCCGCAACUGUGAUCAUCAGGAGGUUGCUGAUAACUAUUGCGUGUAUAGGAAUGAGAUACAUCACUCUGUUGGAGAGCGCACUCAAGUGUUGCAGGAUGUUGCUGCAGAUCCAACACUUCCUCGGACCAAGUCCGUUCGCUGCACUCAAUGCAAUCAUGGUGAAGCUGUCUUUUUCCAGGCAACAGCCAGAGGGGAAGAAGGAAUGACACUUUUUUUUGUAUGCUGCAACCCUAGCUGUGGUCACCGAUGGCGAGACUGAUGUUUAUGCUCCCUCAGAUCAAGGUUCAAUAUUGGGAAGAUUCAACAAACAAUUUUUUAUUUGUUCGGUUUUAAUUUAUUUUAGUAAAUCGU
Molecule: messenger RNA, 547 nt
Organism: Abrus precatorius (Indian licorice)
Lineage: Eukaryota; Viridiplantae; Streptophyta; Magnoliopsida; Fabales; Fabaceae
Product: DNA-directed RNA polymerases II, IV and V subunit 9A
Exons: 4
Coding region: 111-455 (114 amino acids)
Biological process (GO): transcription-coupled nucleotide-excision repair; maintenance of transcriptional fidelity during transcription elongation by RNA polymerase II; DNA-templated transcription
Cellular component (GO): RNA polymerase II, core complex
Molecular function (GO): nucleic acid binding; zinc ion binding; DNA-directed RNA polymerase activity
Source: RefSeq, a predicted model, not a curated record